Molecule: messenger RNA, 1341 nt
Organism: Galeopterus variegatus (Sunda flying lemur)
Lineage: Eukaryota; Metazoa; Chordata; Mammalia; Dermoptera; Cynocephalidae
Gene: SLC22A31
Product: solute carrier family 22, member 31
Exons: 6
Coding region: 1-1026 (341 amino acids)
Biological process (GO): transmembrane transport
Cellular component (GO): membrane
Molecular function (GO): transmembrane transporter activity
Source: RefSeq, a predicted model, not a curated record
AUGGGGGCCAGCCUCUUCUCGGUGGUGGGCACUCUGCUGCUGCCUGGCCUGGCGGUGCUGCUGCGGGACUGGCGCCUUCUGCAGGGGCUGAGUGCCCUGGUGACUGGACUGCUGCUGCUCUUUUGGGGGUUCCCAGUCCUGUUCCCUGAGUCUCCCUGCUGGCUGCUGGCCACGGGGCAGGUGGCCCGAGCCAGGAGGAUCCUGUGGCACUUUGCAGAAGCCAGCGGUGUGGACCCCCAGGACAGCCCCUUGGAGGAAGAAAACUCCUUGGCUACAGAGCUGGCUGUGCUGUCUACAGGGCACCCCCAGCCCCGGUACCACUCCCUCCUGGGGCUCCUGCACACUCGCAUCACGUGGAGAAACGGGCUUAUCCUGGGCUUCAGUUCGCUGAUUGGUGGGGGCAUCAGAGCCAGCUUCCUCCGCAUCCUGGCUCCCAGCGAGCCUGCUUUUUAUCUGCCUUACUUCCUGGAGGCCUGCCUGGAGGCAGUGGCCACAGUCAUCCUGCUCCUCAUGGCAGAUCGCUGUGGACGCCGCCCUGUCCUGCUGCUGGGCACCAUGGUUACAGGCCUGGCAUCCCUGUUGCUCCUUGCUGGGACCCAGUACCUGCCGGGCUGGACCAUGCUGUCUCUCUCUGUCCUGGGGCUCCUGGCUGCCCAGGCUGUGUCUGCACUCAGCAGCCUCUUUGCAGCUGAAGUCUUCCCUACCGUGAUCAGGGGGGCCGGGCUAGGCCUCGUGCUGGGGGCCGGGCUUCUAGGCAGGGUGGCCGCCCCCCUCACCGACAUGCAGGGCAGGCAGGGCUUCUUCCUGCAACACGUGGUCUUCACCUCCCUGGCCAUCCUUGUCCUGCUCUGUGUCCUGCUGCUGCCCGAGAGCCACGGCCGGGCACUGCCCCAGUCGCUGCAGGACGCCGACCGCCUGUGCCGCUCUCCACUCCUGCAUAGCAGCCCACACCAGGACCACCUGCCCCUGUUGCUGUCCUCCCACCCCCAGCCUCAGCAGCUCUCAUCCUGCCUGGUAGCCCCAUGAGCCUGAGAGGGGGAACAGCUCAGCACCCCAGAUGCCUGGCUCAGGGUGAUAGCUGGACAGAUACACAUCCUCAAGGCCAUGUGUCGGUGCAGGCAGGAGAGCUGUGGGCAUGACGUGCAGGCAUCCCGGCUGGGCCCCUUGCUCCUGGGGGCCCUGGGGCUCCUCCUGCCUCAACCACCUGGUGCAGGGGAUAAAGGCUCCUGUGGGACUUGGCACUCUCCUGGUUCUUCUCUCAGGCUGCACCUGGGCAGGAGGGGACCUUGCCCUUUGCCCACCCCCCUCUAGGCUCUCUAGCCUGGAGCCAGAGCUCGACGG